CAACACGUAUAUGGAUUUGGAAAUGAUGUUUGCCUGUGCUUCCAACCCUGCAGUGAAGAAGAGCUUGAAAACAUUAAGCAAGCGGAGGAUAAUAAUGCUGCGGAAGGAGCUCCAUCCGACGCAGUGACAAACCACACCGGAGAAUCUUCGGUUUCAGCGCACUCUGCGGCUUCAAACAACCUCGAUUCUGAGAAACCUGAGGAGAAAGAGGAGGAGGAGGAGGAGGAGGAGGAGGAGGAAGAGGAAAGGGAUAAGUCUACCAUACUCCCUGAUUCGUGCAACGAUUUGCCCAAUCCAUAUUCGCUGCUCAAUUUGGCCAAAGCAGGUCGUCACUUUGAGGCCACCGCCUCAUCUUACGCCAACACCGGAGAGCCAGAUGGCCGAGCAAUAAUCACACCCGGCAAGUCACAGCCCGCAUGCCGCUCAACAGACCAGCAACACUAA
Molecule: messenger RNA, 444 nt
Organism: Dibothriocephalus latus
Lineage: Eukaryota; Metazoa; Platyhelminthes; Cestoda; Diphyllobothriidea; Diphyllobothriidae
Source: the annotation of a GenBank genome assembly